UGUUGUGAUAAACUUAUUAAAUAGAUGAGUGACUGCAAAAUGUCUGGGUUCUCGCCCUACAAAUUAAGCUGCUCGUUGGUUGGUCAUUCAAAAGAUGUGAGGUGCUUAGACUCAGCAACUCUGGAAAGUAUUUCCAACAGCGAACCUUCUUCGAGCAAACAAACUGAAAGAAAGACAGGAAUAGUUCCAUUGCUAGUGUCAGGAUCUCGUGACUUCAUUGCUCGAAAAUGGGUUUUUACACCCCCCAAAGGAUUUAAAGAGGAACUCGCAUUCGCUGGGCAUGGCAACUUUGUCUCCUCAAUUUGCCUCAUAGCUCCACAUGCACACUGUGAAGAGACUCUUGUAGCUACUGGCUGCCAGGACGCCUCGAUUAGACUGUUUUCUCUCUCCCAGAAACAGCCGGUGAACCAGUUGUUAGGCCACACAGGCAAUGUCAGCGCACUGAGGUCAGGAGGAAGCAGAGGAAUGAUUGUGAGUGGCAGCUGGGACUCGUCUGUGAAGCAGUGGCUACAGGGAAACUGUGUGCAAACCAUGAAUGGUCACGAAGCAGCAGUUUGGGAUGUGGAGCUCGCGAAAGAGUCCGAAACUAUUCUCUCGGCCAGUGCGGACAAAACUAUCAAAGCUUGGAGCUCUGGAAAAUGUGUGCAGACUUUCGUGGGACAUACAGACUGUGUCCGAGGUCUUGCUGUGAUUUCGAAACAAGAGUUCGUAUCAUGUGCCAACGAUGCCACUGUCAGAAAAUGGUCCAUAGUCACUGGAGAUUGUCUGCAAGUGUUGUAUGGACAUACAAACUUCAUUUAUUCAAUUAAAUAUUUCAACGGACUUCUUUUUACCGCCAGCGAGGACAAGUCUGUUAAAAUUUGGGACCUCAACGAUCCCAAAGCUAAUGAUCCUGUGCAAUCGCUAGUGCUGCCGGCACAAUCUAAUUGGUGCUUGUCAGUUUUGCCGAAUGGAGAUUUCGCAGUAGGCUGUAGUGACUCAUCAAUAAGAGUGUUUUCAAAUGAUCCGACUCGAGUUGCACAUGAAGAUGAAUUGAAAGCUUUCUCGGACGAAGUUGCGACUUCUUCGAUUCCGAGUAAAACAACAAUAGGUGAUCUGAAAAUCGAAGAGUUGCCCGGACCCGAAGCGCUUUUGCAGCCGGGAAGACGUGAAGGUCAAACUAUUAUGGUCAAAGAAGGUGUGGAUUUGGCGUUUUGCUACCAGUGGUCAAGUGCGAAAAAUGAGUGGGAGAAAGUAGGGCAAGUUCUUGGCGGUUCCGGUGGAACGCAAGUGUCAUCUGGUAAACAGCUACACCAAGGGAAAGAGUACGACUACGUAUUCUCCGUGAAAUUAGACGAAGAUAAAGAUGCUCUGAAGUUGCCAUACAAUGUCACCCAAGAUCCCUGGCACGUAGCCAGGCAGUUUAUUUUGGACAAUGAAUUGGAUCCUCAAUUUUUGGACCAGGUUGCAAAUUUCAUCAUCAAUAACACAAAAGGAGUGCAGUUGGGGAAAUCGAUGGGAAACGUGGAUCCCUUCACUGGCGACCCAGACGCUCAGUUUGCAAAUUCAACACCCAAUCCUAACAUGGCAUCUUCCACUUCAAUCCCGCCAAAUACGCCCUCAAAUCAGGACCAGAGUCAGCCUGGGUUCAGACCAGGGUCAAACAUGGGAAACUUCGACCCAUACACAGGCCACUCGGCCAUGGAUGAAACGCCCUCCUAUUCGACAGACGCAAAUCCAUACUUUCCGCUGAAAGACUUCCUAGUGCUAUUUAAAGCCAACUUUGCAAAAGAUGCUGAAAAAAUUACAGAAUACAACGGAAAAACAGCGUUUAAAUUAUCUGAUGAAAGUUUGCAGAUAAUAACUUCUGUCAAUGCAAAUGAAAGUAGUGUGGAUCCGGCUAUCUCUGAUAUCAUGUCAUGCCUUCUAACAUGGGAAUUGGAAUACAUUUUCCCACUCUUUGAUAUUUGUAUACAUUUUGCCGCGUCUGGAAAAUUUUGCAAAAUGAUUGAGCCUAAAAUAAAUGCAGUUUUGCAGCGGAUACUUGAGCUGCGGAAAUCGGCAUCGAAGCCUUCACAAACAAUGGCGAUCCGGUUUUUGGCCAAUUUAUCUGGAACAAAAAGUGGUCAGAAUAUGUUGAAAAAUUGUCCCGAGCUGUCUCAAAUUGUGGAAUCGUUUUCGACUAGUACCAUUAACCCUGUAUGUCUGGGUUUAGCCACAUUGAUGCUGAAUAUAUCUGUCCUGGCGUAUCAUGAAUCGGCUGAAAUGAGUUGCUUAUACCUAGUUCCAGCAUUUUGUCAGAUGUUAUCUCGUGAGGUACUGGAAGAAGAAACCUGUUUCAGAUGUCUCGUUGCUAUAGGAACCAUUGGUUACAAUUGUGAAGUUCUGAAAGAGGCCUGCAAAGGAAGCAACUUAACUCACUUGGUCGAGAAUGUUAUGGCAAGUUUGAGCUCAUCUCCAAAAGUGAAUGAUUGCUCCAAGAAGCUCAACAAGUUUCUGCUCACGUGAAUAAAAUUGUGAAAGUGAUGAAGAUAUAAUGAUGUUACUAAUUUACUAGAACCUGUACAUUAACUCGUUUAUUUUAAUUCAAAGACAAAAUUAAGUUAGUGAUUUCAUCAAUCAAUAGUAAAACAGAAACGCAAAACUGGUGCUUUUUCACAAGUUAAAUCCAGUUUUCUCCAAUUGGGUUAGUUUUAACAAAAAGCUUUGAUCGUAAAAGAUUCUUGAAAAUCACAGAGCUUAGAGACAUAUAUCUUUUCU
This is a messenger RNA of Symsagittifera roscoffensis, 2739 nucleotides long. Its product is annotated as meiosis-specific nuclear structural protein 1-like. The record is from RefSeq and is a predicted model, not a curated record. The transcript is spliced from 5 exons. Lineage: Eukaryota; Metazoa; Xenacoelomorpha; Acoela; Convolutidae. Gene Ontology annotation, molecular function: ubiquitin binding. Gene Ontology annotation, cellular component: motile cilium; cytoplasm; nucleus. Bases 25 to 2487 code for a protein of 820 amino acids. Gene Ontology annotation, biological process: ubiquitin recycling; cilium organization; proteasome-mediated ubiquitin-dependent protein catabolic process.